UAUCAGAAACAAAAAAUUAAUUUUUUGAAAAUUAUUUUUUUUUCAAAGUUAUUAUAUAAAUAUAGUAGAUGUGAAUAUUUUGAAAAAUUAUUAUAAUAUAUUUAAAAUGAUAAAUACUUGUACAUAAAAAAUGUAGUUCUAGGAGGAAAGAAAUUUUUUUUUCAAUUAUAUGAGAAAAAUAACGAAAAACAAAAGACAAAAAAAUAGGUUAAUUUUCGUAAUUAUUUGAAAUUGACAAUUUAAUUUUUGGUUUCUUACAAUUGUAGAUAAAAAAACAUUCUUUUUUUCGAAAAAUUGGAAAUUUUCAAGAAUAUUUAAAAAAAAUUCAAACAUGAAUAACGAAGAAAUUUCACGUACAAAUAAUGAACCGCGUAAUUUCUUGAAAAUUAGUCAUUUAGUUGCUCAACGUCUUCAAACAGGUUAAGAAUUUUAUAAAAUUCUAAUAAUUCUAAUUUUUAGUUUUCAAAAUAAAAAAAAAUUAUUUCUUACAUUUUCUACAUUAUAUUAGAUAUAAUAUAUAUACGUACACAUAAAUAUUUAUGUUCCUUUUAAUAAAGGUCACGUGGUGGAGGAAAAAAUUGAGGACCCAAUGGAAGAAGAGGAAAAUUGGAUAAAUAAAUUGAAAGAAAUUGAUCGUAAUCACAGUAUUGAGCAAAAUCUUGAUAUUGCCGAAGCGCAAAGAAUUUUAAAUUCUCUUUCGAGUUAUACUGAUGGUAAACUUGUUACAACGUGUCCGGUCGACAAAAAAAAGAUUAUAGACUGCUAUACAUUCAUGAAAGGAGACACUCUAAAAUGCGAACCCGAAGUUCAAGAAUUCAUUAAUUGUAUCGAUAAUUUAUUAUAUAAGGCAACUCACAUCAAUGAAAGGGAAUCGAUUAGUUUCACGUGUCCGAAAAAAAUGACUUAUCGAGAAAGAUUCGAACGCUCAUGUUUAAAUAAAUAAAUGGGAGAAUGUAAAUUAUGUAGAAA
Molecule: messenger RNA, 969 nt
Organism: Leptopilina heterotoma
Lineage: Eukaryota; Metazoa; Arthropoda; Insecta; Hymenoptera; Figitidae
Exons: 3
Coding region: 590-943 (117 amino acids)
Source: RefSeq, a predicted model, not a curated record